UUCAUUUUUACUAUACUACUUAUGAAAAUUAAAUGUCUUGUUAAUAAUUGCAUAUCAUUUUUCUUUUUGGAUUUUAUUCAAUACAGUGCUUCCAAGUUGGGUCUUGUAUGUGCAAAUCUUCUUUUACUAUACAAAAAAUGUCCACAUUAGUCUCGCAUGACAACCCUCAACAUAGAUCAACACGUUUCAAUACCAUCAAGACAAUUUCUCAGCAUUCUUGAUCUUCCACCUCUCCUUCCUCACUUGUUUUCGUCCUUCUAGAGAGGUAAGAUCAGCAUUACCGUGGGAUUGGUAAGAGCUAGACUUGAUGGAUGCAUCUCCAACGCCGCCAGAGUUUGAUUAUUCCUUCAAGUUGCUACUUAUCGGCGAUUCAGGCGUUGGAAAGAGCAGUCUUCUAUUGAGCUUUACUUCAAAUACUUUUGAAGAUCUUUCACCAACAAUAGCUGGACAAGAGAGAUUCAGAACAUUCACCAGUUCACAUUAUAGAGGAGCUCAAGGAAUAAUAAUGGUGUAUGAUGUGACAAGACGUGAAACAUUAACGAGCCUUUCAGAUGUAUGGGCCAAGGAAAUUGAUCUAUAUUCUACUAAUCAAGAUUGCAUCAAAAUGCUUGUUGGAAACAAAGUUGACAAGAUCUUAGACACGCCAAGCCUCUUAGCAGAAGGCCCCUCUGUUGUAAAACGGAAUAUUUUCAAGCAGAAACCUCAACCAGAGGCUGCCACGAGUGGCUGCUGUUGCAAAGUGUACCCUUCUACUAGUGGUCUUCCUAUUGAUGGCUUCAUGCUGAUGUUGGUAGCAGUUGGUUCCAUCUCUACAGAACUUAUGUGGACAGGUUGGGCCUUCAAACAGGAAGGUCUUAAAGAACACCCACAGGUAAUCCUCCUGGUGUGGACCUAUGUUGAAUAUAUCCUUGGGAAGAUGGCUUCCCAUCCACUGCACCAAUUGCCUGUGUUGCCUGGCAUGAUCCUGGAGAGAGUUACGUCCACACAGAUGUUGGCCAGACGGAACCCGUGCUAAAAAUUUUGGUUCAUGUGUUUUGAUCCUCCUUUCAGUUGAUUAGAAGGUUUGGGUACAGGUAAUGUGGGAAGAGGAAGCAAUAUCAACUAGGGCCGAUUCAAUUCAAACUGGCACUGGUACGUAAAAAGAGGGCUGGGAGAAUCUUGCAUAGGGUUUUUUCUCAUGACACGAUACACUUUUCUCGUUCCUUUAAUGCAUCCUUGACAGUUGCGACUGCUUUGACCGAUCUG
Messenger RNA from Nymphaea colorata (pocket water lily), 1245 nucleotides. RefSeq names its product ras-related protein RABC1-like. Gene Ontology annotation, molecular function: GTP binding; GTPase activity. NCBI's taxonomy places the organism in Eukaryota, Viridiplantae, Streptophyta, Magnoliopsida, Nymphaeales, Nymphaeaceae. The record is from RefSeq and is a predicted model, not a curated record. The transcript has 7 exons. Bases 308 to 1015 code for a protein of 235 amino acids.